Aspergillus steynii IBT 23096 is the source of this 1251-nucleotide messenger RNA. RefSeq names its product glucan 1,3-beta-glucosidase (gene exg1). Gene Ontology annotation, molecular function: glucan exo-1,3-beta-glucosidase activity. Bases 1 to 1251 code for a protein of 416 amino acids. Gene Ontology annotation, cellular component: cell surface; extracellular region. The record is from RefSeq and is a predicted model, not a curated record. The transcript is spliced from 3 exons. Lineage: Eukaryota; Fungi; Ascomycota; Eurotiomycetes; Eurotiales; Aspergillaceae. Gene Ontology annotation, biological process: glucan catabolic process.
AUGUUCUCCAAGAUAUCGCCGAAGGCGCUUGCGCUUUCUUUGCUGGCCGUCAGUGCACAGGCUGCCCGUGUUCGCCUGCAGUCCCGUGCGGCCUCCUUCGACUUCCACACUGAAAAGGUGCGCGGUGUCAACCUCGGAGGUUGGCUUGUGUUGGAACCCUGGAUCACGCCUUCGAUAUUCGACGAGGCCGGCGAUGGUGCCGUCGAUGAAUGGACCUUGACCGAAGUCCUGGGCAAAGAUGGGGCCCAGGCUCGGCUUUCGGACCACUGGAACUCUUUCGUUACGCAGGACGAUUUUGCACGCAUAGCUGCGGCGGGACUGAACCAUGUUCGAAUUCCUAUCGGAUACUGGGCUGUUGCGCCGAUCGAUGGAGAACCCUACGUCGACGGUCAGUUGGAACAUCUUGACAACGCAAUCUCUUGGGCCAGAGCUUCUGGUCUCAAGGUCUUGGUUGAUCUGCAUGGUGCACCGGGCUCUCAAAAUGGCUUUGACAACAGUGGACGGAAAGGCCCUGUCAACUGGCAGCAAGGAGGCACAGUUGAGCACACCCUUGAAGCCAUCGAUGUCUUGGUCAAGCGUUAUGCUCCUGAGGAUGAUGUCGUGAGCGCCAUUGAGGCCGUCAACGAGCCCAAUGUCCCCGCUGGGGUGAACGAGGUCGGUCUACGUGAUUACUACGAUGAGGUUUAUGACCGAGUCCGUGAGCACAACGCAAAUACCGCAGUUGUCUUUGCGGACGGUUUCCUGCCCGUGGAAAGUUGGAACGACUUCAGCGUUGGCGACGAGAACACAGUGCUGGACUCCCACCACUACCAUAUGUUCGACAACGGCCUUCUUGCUCUGGACAUCAACAGUCACGUCAACAACGUCUGCCAGUAUGCGCACCAGCACCUGCUGGCCUCCAACCGGGCUGUCAUUGUCGGGGAGUGGACCGGUGCUCUGACUGACUGUACCAAGUACCUCAACGGAAAGGGGGUCCUCGCUCGAUACGACGGAACCUAUGCCUCCGACACCAAGUUUGGUGACUGCGGGGAUAAACACCAGGGAUCCGUGGCGGAUCUUCCCGCCGGGGAUCAGGAAAACAUUCGACGCUUUAUCGAGGCCCAGCUGGACGCCUACGAACUCAAAUCGGGCUGGCUGUUCUGGACCUGGAAGACCGAGGGGGCACCCGGAUGGGACAUGUCGGAUCUGCUUGAGCACGGCGUCUUCCCCGAGCCUCCCACGGACAGAAGAUACCCGAACCAAUGUGCCUAA